UUCACGUUGCGGGCGCGUGCUCGUUUGCGCGCUCACAACUUCCAUUGUGUUUUUAUCAACAAGAAGACCACCGUGGCCUCACGGGGGAACCGAGUUGGCUAUCUGAACGACAAGGGACUACGGGCAACCAUGGCGGACGAACAAGAAAUAAUGUGCAAGUUGGAAAACAUCUUGGAAAUACGGAACAAGACCGUCCAGAUGCAGAAGAUCAAGUCCCGUCUUAAGGUUGAGUUUGAUGCUCUGGAGUCUGAGGAGAAGCACCUGAAAGAGUACAAACAAGAGAUGGAUCUGCUUCUUCAAGAGAAAAUGGCCCACGUGGAGGAGCUGCGGCUCAUUCACGCGGAUAUAAAUGUGAUGGAGAGCACCAUCAAGCAGUCAGAGAAUGACCUGAAUAAGCUCCUGGAAACCACUCGGCGCCUCCAUGAUGAGUACAAACCUCUGAAGGAGCAUGUUGAUGCCCUCAGGAUGACUUUAGGCCUACACAGACUCCCCAACCUGAACGAAGAAGAAGAGAAGCUCUCCCUAGACUACUUUGAGAAGCAGAAAGCGGAGUGGCAGAAGGAGCCGCAUGAGCCCGCCAUCCCAGAAUCCCUCGCUGCCGCUGCAGCGGCAGCUCAGCAGCUUCAGGUUUCCAGGAAGCAAGAUGCGCGCCAGACGGCCACCUUCAGACAGCAACCCCCCCCUAUGAAGGCCUGCCUGUCUUGCCACCAGCAGAUUCAUCGUAAUGCUCCCAUCUGCCCGCUGUGCAAGGCCAAGAGCCGCUCCCGCAACCCCAAGAAGCCCAAGAGGAAGCCUGAUGAGUAGAUCCUACUUUACCGUCAGCUCCAGGAGGGCGUUUAAAAGGGACCUGGUCCAACACACUGAUCUAAGAUCAGCCAUGUACAUCGCAGUGUGCCGCUGAAAUUACAGGUCUGUGCUUCAGGACGAUUAUCCCCGCUUUAACAAAUGAUCUUUUCAUAAACUGUCAACUGAAACGGAUGGAGAAUCUGGUGGUGUCCUCGUGUCGUUUGGUUUUAUCAGUGCUUUGGAUGUUUGUAUGUCACUUUAUGACUUAGAUAGUCCCAGGAUAGACCCUGACGUGUGACUGCAGUAAUGCAAAAAGGAAAUGUCUAAGCAACUUUGCCCAUGUUGCGACUGUUGUUUUUUUCUUCAAUAUUGUACUGUACUUUCAAUCUUUAUUUUUGUCUGUAAUGCAUGCUUGCUUCUAUGGCUGUCUGUCAUGUACUUUUUGUGCCAAUAUAAAAUUUAAAUUGGUUUUGCAGCGUUUAAAUAAAACCAUGUUGUUUUCAUGUUUACAGUGUUCAAGUGAGCACGGACAGGAUCAAAAAAAUAGCCACUCAUUUGCUCUGAAUAGUGUUUUGUGUUUAACUUAAAUAGAGUGAUAACAAUAAAUGGCUGUUUUUGUUCUAACCUUGUAAACAGUCUUUUUUACGGUUGUUUUUGUUCCUUCGUGGUGUGAACACAAACACAGCUGUGGCUGGGUGGUCACCGAGGACGCCACCAUCAGCAUAUGGAUUAGUGUUUAUUAGGUGGGUUUAUCCUGUGUGUCAAAAUAAAGAGAUGGGAAUAUGUUUGACUCCA
Pungitius pungitius (ninespine stickleback) is the source of this 1581-nucleotide messenger RNA. RefSeq names its product zinc finger, C4H2 domain containing (gene zc4h2). The record is from RefSeq and is a predicted model, not a curated record. Gene Ontology annotation, biological process: positive regulation of neuron differentiation. NCBI's taxonomy places the organism in Eukaryota, Metazoa, Chordata, Actinopteri, Perciformes, Gasterosteidae. The transcript is spliced from 5 exons. Gene Ontology annotation, cellular component: nucleus. The coding region runs from base 130 to 804 and encodes 224 amino acids.